UUUAACAGCUUCAUCAUGGCUGGACGCCUGUUGUUCAUCAUCCUCAUGUGUUCCUUUCAUAAGAUUCAAGUACAAGGUCAAAGACCAGAGUUGAGUGGUCAUCAUACUGAAGAUGAUUAUAUCUUCACUUGUUCUCUGCCUGCAUCUGUGGAACAUGAUACAACAUGUAACCUGUACUUUGGAGAAGAGAGUCGUCCAGUAGUAACAGCUAAAACCUGGAAGACAAGGAGCUCAAAAACCAACCAGUUGUUCUGUCUGUUUACUGUUCAGACUAAUGAUUUGUGGAGGCAUCUAUGCUCAGUUCAACAAAAGGAUGUCAGCUGUGAUUACAGACUGGAAUAUGAAGCCAACACAACUCUGUCUCUGGCUCCUCGUAGUGAUAGAUACAACCUGAGAGACUUUUUCCAAAACGAAUCAAAUGAAAGACGACGUGUGACCACGAUGACCACAGGCAGUUCAGCUGUUAACAUGUCAAGAGACACCACUCCUACAACAACAAGACAACCUGACAACAAGAUAUCAGAUGAUGAUCUGAACUCCACUGCUUCAACUACUGUAACAAAAGUUACAUCAGGUAACAAAUGUUAUACUCUGAAUAUGACAGGAAAUAGUUCAGUGCCCAAAGAUACUAUGGAUAAUAUGAACCACGCAACAGAUAAUAAGACCACAGUUGCUCCAUCAGGUCAGACUGAGAACACUGAUAGUUCUUCUGUCUCGGUCACAUCAGAGAAACCAACAACAGUCAUUACUCCAGAUAUUUUGACCUCAACUAACACAACCACUAUGAAUCCAGCUCCUGGUGAUGUACAAACAGUCACUGCCAGUCUCAGCUCUACUACCUUUCCCAAAACAGAAACACAGACUUGGAAGUUGAUAAUAGUUGUGGCUUGUUUUGGAACGGCUGUGACUGUCAUCUUAGUGGUGCUGGUAAUUCUUGGAACCAAUAGAAGUGGGACGUCUUCACACACAAGAUCACAAGCCAAUAUUAAACCAGACUAUAUAUGCAUGAACACUAUUUGUGAUGGAAGACAGUUGCCUGCAGGUAUUGAUGAAACCUACAGUGAGAUCACCUCAGUACGUGAUGCUGGUGUUACUGCUGGUUCUGACAAGCUGCAAAGGGAAAAGUCUCAGAAUGAACAUUCAGACAUAUAUCAUGUGUAUGCGACCAUUUCAGAGGAGCCAGCUCCAUCUGCUCAGCAGGAUGGAGUGUACAGCCUCCUGCAGCCACACUGAAACAGUGAUCAGACAUAACAUUAUGACCACCAUCCUAAUACUGUGCUGCAUCCUGCUGGCGAGCGUCAUUGUUAUUGGGUGAGAGUGUCUGGUCUGGUCUAGGUGGAUGGUACAAGUCCAAGUGACAUCCACGUAAAUGCCAGGUCCAAAGGUUUCCCAGCAGAACACUGAAUUGUCACCAGAUGGUCGAUGAUAUUUUGCUGCCAGUGCUUUUAAUGUUGUGACUGAUCAGUGUUUCAUGAGGAUUCUUAUUGUAUGCUGCUGUAACAGAAUAGCAUCCUUCUUUAGCUAAGAUGCAGGCCAAUCCUAAUAAAUAGUAACCAGAGCUACUAAAGAGGAUAUGUGUAUAUUAUUGUUACUAUGUUACGUAUUAAAUAAUUGAUUUGAUUUUGAGUUUUGUCAAUCAAUAGUAACUAACAAAAUGUAACCACUAUAUAUGGUUAAUUUGGCACUGUACAAAUGAUGGUCUGAAUAAAUGUAAAACAUUUCCUUUUGACACAUGAA
This is a messenger RNA of Mugil cephalus (flathead mullet), 1737 nucleotides long. RefSeq lists its product as uncharacterized. NCBI's taxonomy places the organism in Eukaryota, Metazoa, Chordata, Actinopteri, Mugiliformes, Mugilidae. The record is from RefSeq and is a predicted model, not a curated record. The transcript has 17 exons. The coding region runs from base 16 to 1233 and encodes 405 amino acids.